Messenger RNA from Oikopleura dioica, 2331 nucleotides. Lineage: Eukaryota; Metazoa; Chordata; Appendicularia; Copelata; Oikopleuridae. The record is from the annotation of a GenBank genome assembly.
AUGAAAGUGCUUUCGAGUCUUCUCGCCAGCUCCCUGGCUGACAUUUAUCUCCACUUUCCGCGAGGAAGUAACAAUCGUCUCAACGAACAGGGAGGAAACCGCGAAAACGGUAAUCGACUUUUCGACUCCCAAAAUGGCGGAGGAGGAGGCUACAAUGUCGGCGAUUUGACUUCGGAAGCUGCCACGACCGUUGAGGGUCAAAGCAAAGCUACUUACUUCCAAUCAGGCGAGGAAGCCCCGACCGAACUCGCCAUUGAGUGGUUCAGCCAGCACGGGUGCGGUUUGGCUAACAAGAAUGAUGCCAACUGGAUCAACUGCCAGAUCGUCAUUCAAUACAUGUGCCAAGACUCUGGUUCUACUCGAAUGUCCAAUGGUUUUGUUACUACGUCAUCGCAGUACACUGAGCCAGCUGCCGACGAAGAUCACGACGCCACCCUCGCUCGAAAGGACACGGAUUUUGAGGAGGUCCCGGAUACGGGCUUCCACGAAUCUUGGGAAUCAUACGAUGCAUGCUACCGACGAGAGCGCAAUCGAGGCCUUUUUAUGGCUGAUAAGAACCCAGGUCGAUCGAAAGGAGCCACGCGAACUCGCCAAAAUGCGAACGGUAACAAACGAGGUCUUGAGUGUCCAGAAGAGAGAGACUACUACCCCUACUGGCAUCCAUCUGAGUGGACUGACAUUGCUGUUCUCACCUCCGAACCGACAAAAUGUGAAAACAUGGUAGCAAACUCUGGUAACCGAGUUGUCAAGCAUGAAUGUGUUCAUUUCAUCGACGAAAACACCGUUCAAGGCUGGUCCGAAGCAAACCACAAAGAAGCUUGUGACAUGGCUGAAGGAACUUGGAUUGGCUUUCAAUCUUACAAAGACAUCAUCGGAGAGGAUCAGCUUGAAUGCGAGAAGCAAAUGAUCAAGAACAAAGAUGUUCGAUGGGCUGUUCCAUACUUGACUGGUCCCGGUCGAUACCAAGCUCCGAAGGAAAAAUGUCUUGUUCUCCAUCCUGAACCAGAAUGCAUCACCGCUCCCAACAUGCGCACCAACCACAACGGCAACACUGACGAAGGUACUCUUCCCAACUUCAAAUGGACACUUCCACAUUACGAGGCUCCCGAGUUCACCAAAGAGUGCGCUCUCCGAAUUCGAUACAACAUUACGACCAACGAUUACCCAGAUGACUUCUCCACUGAUCAAACCGAAACUUAUUAUUCUUCCCCCGAAAUUUGGGCGAACCCUGUGAUCUCAUACAAAGGAAUUGACCUCGCUCUUGCGAUCAAUACUGCUCAAUUCGGACGUGUCUUCCAGGAUCGAACUCAUCUUUUCCAGAUUGUUCCCCGACCGGCAAGUAUCCCAGAUGAUCAUAAAAUUUUCAACGUCGGAGUUCGAGGUCGACGAGGAAAUGCCGCUCAAACUUACCCAGCCAUUGAAUACGACUUCAGCCCCACAGAUCUCGAAAUCAACAGUUAUGAUCUUGUGCACUUCCAAUGGGAAGGCUCAAACACCUCUCCCACUGGCGCUGGUCAAGGUCAGGAAAAUACCGAUCGAAGCAACAUCGUCCCUCUGGUCAAACCGAACACCAACAUUCCCGCCGGAUGGAUCGAAGAUCAGAAUCAGAAUGAUGAUCUUCCAGUUGAUCACUUUUCUUUUGAAGAAAAUGGCGUGCGACGAACAUUCUACGUCCGACCAACCUAUGGCUACAACAUGCUUGAGGUUAAAAACGCCUGCAAUUCUUUCGAUAUGGAACUUCCAAUGCCGACUAGCGAUGCAUACAAUGAGGCACUCAAUAAGUACUGGUUUAAUCCAGAAGGAGUUUGGAAAGGCGAUUUCCCUCUUGGCAUCAAUGCAAAAUGGAUCGAGAGUGAAACCGAAGAAGGAAUUGUCUACAAUCACUUUGACGGAACUAAUCCUAAGAUGGAUUUCUAUAAUACCAUUUACACGCUUGCUGUCAUGAAAGAAAACGGAAAAUGGUAUAACGCCCGGCAUGAGUGGGACUACGGCUGGUUCCCAUGCGUCAAAGAGGUCUACGACGUUAAGCUCCCCGAUCCGGAGAUGUUCUCUGAAUGGCUUUGGACGUCUGGUGAUGUCAGCGAUCUUACUCACAUGGACGACCUCAAGAUUCAAAUGGCAACCGGCGGUUUCUACGGAUGCCACCAUGAAGGCCGAUGCUCCAACCCAGCGGAGAAUCCAGUCGAACCGAUGAACAACCUCUUGAACAACGCCCCUGCCUACUUCAAAGGAAACGUCGUCCGAAUGAACAAGGGAAUCCACCAGUACAUGUGUACCAGAAACAACGCGUUCACAAACCGAUCUCACAAGGGAACCAUCAUUGUUCACUAA